Messenger RNA from Suillus plorans, 1223 nucleotides. RefSeq lists its product as uncharacterized. The record is from RefSeq and is a predicted model, not a curated record. Bases 401 to 889 code for a protein of 162 amino acids. The transcript has 2 exons. Lineage: Eukaryota; Fungi; Basidiomycota; Agaricomycetes; Boletales; Suillaceae.
GGAAUGAGUAAGUGGGGGUUGUUCACUAAAGAUAUAUAUGUACAGUAAGGACAUGCUUUUAUAUCUAAGUGAGUGGCAGUACUAUCGGUGCAACGGGAACUCGGUAUACUUCGAACCGGUACAAAGGGAAUUCUAUAGCCGGAUGCACGUUGACUCUCACCCAGAAACACCUUAGACUGUUUAGUACUGGCCCAGUUCUGGGAUGUCGCAGGACUCCAUCACAUGAGCGACACAGGCAUAUGAACUCGUAGGACCGUGGGACGAAUAGUAUCGAAAAGUUCGAAUGGCGGCAGUCUGUCUGGCAUGUCUUUGUCGCACGUAUGCUUGACAUGUCGCGAAGCUCAAAAGUUUGCACUAUAAAAUACUUCACGUACUUUGAACAAGUAACAUACUAAGCAUAAUGGUCAUGGUACAAUCCACUCCUCGAGUCUGGCUGAUUACUGGUUCUUCCACUGGGUUCGGCAGGGCGAUGGUGGAAGAAGUCCUGCUUAAUGGCGAGAUUGCUGUCGCGACUCUGCGCAAGCCCUCCGUCCUCGAUGAUCUCGUCGCCAGAUACCCGCGCACCCAGCUCUUAGUACUUCCACUGGAUGUGACAAAUGAGGUGCAGGUCAAAUCUGCCUUUGUGCAGGCCAAGGACACCUUUGGACGAGUCGAUGUAGUGUAUAACAACGCGGGGCAGUUGUUGAUUCAGGAGCUGGAGGGGGUACCAAUGGACCGUGCCAGGGCGCUGAUGGAUGUCAAUUUCUGGGGUGCAGUAACGGUGAGCUUCGAGGCGGUCAGAUUCUUUAGAGAGGUGAAUCCGAAGGGUGCUGGAGGAAUGCUCGUCCAAGUAUCAAGCAUGGCAGCAACCACCGCCCACCCGAUGGUCGGGUUCUAUAACUGCACGUGAGUGGGUCGACGCUGUCUGAUUAAAUGUCGCUGAGGCAUUUGGUGUUCGUAGGAAAGCGGGUAAUGUUGCUUGUGGCAGACUGUGUGACUUUAUCUCACCACCGCUGUGUAGCCUUGGAUUCGUUCACCGAAGUUCUGGCACAGGAGCUCCUUCCCGCUUGGAACAUUCGGGUGAGUAACUACAGACAACAGUUUCCGAGGGCUGAGCACUGAGUGGUCAUACAGUUCGUGAAUGUCCACCCAGGCACAACGCGUACGCCCAUAUUGUCAAGUGAGAUACUAGAGCCUCCAGCAUUGUAUGCAUCGGAACCAACAGCUUUGACGACUAAGAUACG